This is a messenger RNA of Tinamus guttatus (white-throated tinamou), 1122 nucleotides long. NCBI's taxonomy places the organism in Eukaryota, Metazoa, Chordata, Aves, Tinamiformes, Tinamidae. The record is from RefSeq and is a predicted model, not a curated record.
UGGCAGUCGCUCUUCCAAAACCUUCAAGCCAAAGAAGAACAUCCCGGAGGGCUCCCACCAGUACGAGCUGCUCAAGCACGCCGAGGCCACGCUGGGCAGCGGCAACCUGCGCAUGGCCGUCAUGCUGCCCGAGGGCGAAGACCUCAACGAGUGGGUCGCGGUUAACACCCUCCCUUAUUUUGCUUGCUGUUUUCUGCUGUGGCAGGGCAACAUCGCAGCUGGGAAAUCAACCUUUGUGAAUAUUCUCAAACAAGCUGAUGAAGAAUGGGAAGUUGUUCCUGAGCCUGUAGCAAGAUGGUGCAAUGUUCAACAAAAUGCUGAUGAGGAUGGCGAGGAGCUGACCACGUCUCAGAGGAGCGGUGGCAACGUGCUGCGCAUGAUGUACGAGAAGCCGGAGCGGUGGUCCUUCACCUUCCAGACGUACGCGUGCCUCAGCCGGAUCCGCGCCCAGCUCCGCUCCCUCGACGGGAAGCUGCGCGAGGCCGAGAAUCCUGUCGUCUUCUUCGAGAGAUCUGUCUACAGCGACAGGUACAUCUUUGCAGCUAACUUGUACGAGUCUGAUUGUAUGAAUGAGACCGAAUGGACUAUUUACCAAGACUGGCACGAUUGGAUGAACAAGCAGUUUGGUCAAAGUCUAGUGCUGGAUGGCAUCAUUUAUCUCAGAGCUACUCCUGAGAAAUGCUUAAAUAGGAUUUACUUGCGUGGAAGAGAUGAAGAGCAAGAAAUUCCCAUUGAAUAUCUGGAGAAGCUUCAUUACAAGCACGAAAGUUGGCUUCAGCAUAGAACAUUGCGAACUGAUUUUGAAUACCUACAGGAAAUCCCUAUUUUAACAUUAGAUGUUAAUGAAGACUUCAAAGGCAAAAAGGACAGAUAUGAUCACAUGACUGAAAAGGUCAAAGAAUUUUUGAGCACGCUAUAAUCCUCUUUGAAGCAUAGGCAGAGUCAAACUGUUGCAAACAUCUGUGAGAUCAAAGUCUGAAGUACAGCUUCUGCUUUCGUGGAGAGCCUCUGGAGAGGCAGGACUCAACCCUGUUAAUUAAUUGUGAGGAACAAACCAACUUUCCGUAUAGAGAAAUUAUUAAAUAAACCUGAGGUCUGCUCAGUGUUACUUUAUAUAACACA